UCUCUUUCUCUGCUUCAAAUGCGUGACGAGACGCACGUGUCGCCGACGUGCGUACACAUAAGCGCUCAGGCACUUCAGUUUGUUGUUUGUACAGAAGACUUUCGAGUGUCAUUAUAAGAAACGGAACAGGUUUCCGUCGGGAGUUCUGCUUGACAUAGUUGCACCGGCAUACCGGGCUUCAAUCACAUCUUGAUUCUUCGAUCGCGAUCGUGCGAUCAUCAUGGACGACAGGAUCGUGAGUGUGUCUACGUUCGAGACGAUUCAGCUACACUUCUUGUCCUUCAUUUAUGGCAUCUACUUGAUCGCCAAGCGGCUACUCAAAUGGGCAUGGGAUCCCAAGAAUUUCUUCGUGUUGCGACAACGAGACCGGCCGCCGAUGUGUUUGAUCGACAGUAGCCUUGGCACACAUUCCUACGUGAAAAUCAAGGGCGUUAAAUUUCAUUAUCUAGAAGCAGGGCUUAAGGAUAAACCGUUGGUGUUAUUGCUACAUGGAUUCCCAGAUUGCUGGUUAUCCUGGCGCGAACAGAUCCGUUGUCUCGCGGAACAUUACAGAGUAGUGGCUUUGGAUUUAAAGGGAUUUGGCGAUAGUGAUAAGCCGUCCAACAAGCGAUCUUACAAAGUAGAAAUCAUAAUCAACGAAUUAAAGCAAUUCAUUUUAGCUCUCGGCGUAAAAACGUGCAGUAUAAUCGGUCAUGAUCUAGGAGGGCUUCUAGGAUGGUAUAUGGUUGCUCUUCACGGGGAUCUCAUUUACAAAUUUGUAGCUAUUUCGAGUCCUCAUCCUAAUCUCUAUUGGAACAGAGUGUCGGGAAAUUCCACGUUGGAUAGAAAAUGGAUACAUUUUAGCAGAUUGCCAUUUCUACCAGAAAUAGACGCACUUAAGGAAGACUUAUCAAUCAUCAAUGAUACAUUUCAACAUCUUCAGAUACGAAACGAACUCGACAAAAAAUAUGUUGAGGCAUAUAAAUAUACCUUCAGCAGAAAAGAGGACUGGACGGGACCAAUUAAUUAUUACCGCAAUUUCCCAUUCAUAAAAUUGAACAUACAUGAACAGAUUGACAACAAGAUGUUACUGAUAGUCGGAAAUAUGGAUCCCUUAGUAACGAUAGAAACUGUCAUUCAAAGUUCCGAAUAUGCAGAAACAUCCAGCGUUAAAGUUAUACCGGGUGCACAGCAUUUCCCGCAUCAGGAAAAACCGGAUGCUGUAAAUAAUGCAAUUAUUAAAUUCUUGAUAGGUACAGUGUAUACUAUGGAGAAAACAGCUUCGAGGAGUAUCAUGUCUUCUUGGUUAGGAUCCUUAAGUAACACUGUUAAGUAUGGAAAUCAGAUGUUCGACGCUGUGCAUAAGCGAACUAACGGUGUGGUGAGUGUAUUGCCCAACAAAAAUAUCAUAUUCGGCUCCAAUAAGUUAGGUAUUAUUACUUAGUAUCAGCGUUAUAUAUUCUCAGAUUUUGCCCCUUGUUUCGAACGGUCUAGAUAUAUCCUAUCUGCUAACGCAGAUGCACAAAAUCUGCGAAAAGCUGAUUUGAAGCUAUUUAUUAAUUUUGUUCCUUUU
This is a messenger RNA of Harpegnathos saltator (Jerdon's jumping ant), 1552 nucleotides long. Its product is annotated as epoxide hydrolase 4. The record is from RefSeq and is a predicted model, not a curated record. Gene Ontology annotation, molecular function: catalytic activity. Lineage: Eukaryota; Metazoa; Arthropoda; Insecta; Hymenoptera; Formicidae. The coding region runs from base 221 to 1423 and encodes 400 amino acids. The transcript has 6 exons.